This is a messenger RNA of Peromyscus californicus insignis, 4292 nucleotides long. It is a transcript of the gene Cldn19, whose product is annotated as claudin 19. Bases 147 to 782 code for a protein of 211 amino acids. Gene Ontology annotation, biological process: cell adhesion; bicellular tight junction assembly. The record is from RefSeq and is a predicted model, not a curated record. Lineage: Eukaryota; Metazoa; Chordata; Mammalia; Rodentia; Cricetidae. The transcript has 4 exons. Gene Ontology annotation, cellular component: plasma membrane; bicellular tight junction. Gene Ontology annotation, molecular function: structural molecule activity.
UCCGUCCAGCCGUCCCCUCCGCUCCCCUCCUCCUCCUGUGCCACUUAGCUUCCCUGUUCCAGCUGUUCCUCUCACCAUGACCACGGCGCUCCCCGAGACCCUGGCCCAUCUCUGAGCCCUGGAACCCUCGGACUCCUCCCUAGGCCAUGGCCAACUCAGGCCUCCAGCUGCUGGGCUACUUCCUAGCCCUGGGUGGCUGGGUGGGCAUCAUCGCCAGCACCGCCCUGCCCCAGUGGAAGCAGUCCUCCUAUGCCGGCGAUGCCAUCAUCACGGCCGUGGGCCUCUACGAAGGGCUGUGGAUGUCUUGCGCCUCUCAGAGCACCGGGCAGGUGCAAUGCAAGCUCUAUGAUUCGCUUCUGGCCCUGGACGGUCAUAUCCAGUCAGCGAGAGCCCUGAUGGUAGUGGCAGUGCUGCUGGGCUUUGUGGCCAUGGUGCUCAGUGUCGUGGGCAUGAAGUGUACGCGGGUUGGAGACAGUAACCCCAUCGCCAAGGGCCGUGUGGCCAUCUCCGGGGGUGCCCUCUUCCUCUUGGCGGGUCUCUGUACUUUGACCGCUGUCUCAUGGUAUGCUACCCUGGUAACCCAGGAAUUCUUCAACCCCAGCACGCCUAUCAACGCCAGGUAUGAAUUUGGCCCAGCUCUGUUCGUCGGCUGGGCCUCUGCUGGCCUGGCCAUGCUGGGGGGCUCCUUUCUUUGCUGCACAUGCCCAGAGCCCGAGAGAGCCAACAGCAUCCCACAGCCCUAUCGCUCUGGACCCUCAACUGCUGCCCGAGAGUACGUCUGAGUCUGCCUGCCCUGCCCAGCCCAUCUGCCUAGCCACCCUCUUGCCUAGAACUCCAGCCAGCUACGUGAUACCCUAGGCAAGGGUAGGUAGGGGUACAGACCCCUUGAACUCUGUCUGGAGCUCCAAGCAUCCGGUCCUCAACAUGGGCUCUGAGUCACAGACUCAGAUGCUCAAAGAGAUCAGAAGCAAGACCCAGCCAACACAUGUCAUCCAGUAAGACCCAGUCUGUUCUGUCUGCACCAGAAUGAGUACACAGGGUCUUAUACACUAGCUUAGCCCCUGGCUGGCGCCCAAUGUGGGGCAAGAGUUCCACCUAAAACCUGAAAAAACUUCAUCUGUGUACUUACUUACUGAAGGGGCCACCUGCCCACUAUACGCUGGGCCCUGAAGAUCCCAGAGCAACAGAAGGAUCUCAGCUCAUCACACUUUGGUCCAGAGAGCCCUUCAUACUCCAUCCAGCAGCUCCUCACAGCAACCAUAUAAAGGGAAUUCUCUAGGCUAAGGACUGUCUCCACCUCACACACAAGGACACUGAGCUUCAGAGAGACCUGGAAGCAUGAGUCUCCUGUCUGUAAGAGCAGGCCUCAGGCUCUAGCAGUUAGUUGCCCAACAUUGUUUGGGUGUCCAUACAGGUCACGAGGUCAGACUGUCUCACUCUUGUCCCCAGGAAUGGACACUAGGCAGGGCUGCCAUAAGAAUCUUGUGCCUGGGCCUGACUCCACAGCCCUUGUCUCCAUCACCUUCGCUCAUUCCACUAACCAGCUUUCUCUCUUUUGACUUGCAGACCUGUUGUUAAAUUGCCCGCCUCCAUCAAGGGCCCCCUGGGUGUGUAAAGUCCGGGUUCCCAGCCAGGCCCUCCCCACUACUACAUCUAGAUGGUGUGUUUGGUAUUUUUUGGAAAGAGAAGUGAACAUUCAGCCCCAAGUGUGAUGUCAUCCUAUCUAUUCCCACGCGUCUAGGGCGGGGCCUGGACUAGAGAGGUCAGAGCCAGCUCCUAAGGUUAUUGCGGUGGGUUCCGGGACACAGGCAGAGCAAGCAGGAAGCCCUGGGGUUCCUGCUUUGUAUCUCUGCCUGCCCCACCUUGGAGUUUGGACCAGGACUUCCAUGAGGAGAAAACACAGCUACUCCUAGAGACCACCUAAAGCCUGGCCUAGUAAGGGUGCAGGACCUCAGGGUGAGGGAGCCCCUGGCAUGGAGACCAUCCCAUAGGUAGAAUGUUCUAGGCCCUCCCUGGGAGUCCUCCUGAGGAAAAGGACAGUCUCUGUAAGGUCCAACUAGUGACUGGGUCCCAGUCGAGUGAGGGGACACUGUAGGAGCUCCCUCAGUGAAGAAGGGGAUGGAGAGGGACAUCACAUCAGGGCUGUGCUGCACCGACUCCAAAGCCCUCGGUCUCAGCUCUCACCCUAAUCCUACAGUGAUUGUCAGAGCUUCCUUGUCCUGAAGUGCAGCCAGGCGACACGGGCUUUGGGUCUUGAAGUCUGGGUCUGACCUUCUAGAAGAGGUAAAGUCCUUGAGGAAUGGAGGGAAACCAAGAUCAGCAACAUCCUUCAUCCUCAGUGCCCAUCCAGACUGUGCUGGCCCCUGCCUUCACCCUCAGGCUUCUGCCACUCAAGCCUCUCCCUGGCCUCCAGGUCUGUCCCUCUCCCAUGUGCCUUCCUGGGUAGGCAGCGAGACCCCGCCGGCUUCUUCCACUUCUGGUCUGUGACCAUAUCUCCCACCAAGUUACUGAAUCCCCAGAGCCUUCGUAGCUUCUUGUUCAAGACCGUGCAGUCUUGGGGUGCAAAGAUCAAAACACUGCAGCCGACAGUGGCAUGGGAGGAGGGAAGCAGGUGACGGACAGCUGCUAUGGUCAGAUAAUGACUUACCUGCUAAAUUGCUGACCGAUGAAUCUUCUGAUGGAUGGGAGCCGUCAACCCCCGUGGAAGCCUCUGAUCCUAAACAGGUUUCCCGAAGGAAGCCCCUUGGGCAGUGAGAAGCGCAGAAGAGUCCUCUCUGAGUGCCUGAAGCCACCAGGUGGUUCUUGGUCUUAGGUGCACAUUGGAGUCUCUUAGAAGGGAAUGCCCAGCCUCCACCCAGACACAAAGAUUUAGUUGGUCUGGUGGACCCAGGCAUCAGAAUUCACACAGUUCCUUUGCAGUGUGUGGUUCAUACUAGGGGUACCUCCUUGAGGCCUACAUCCAGACUAGCAGACUGAUCUCUAGAGGGCAGAAUGAGCCUACCAGAAGAGGGUGGGGGAGAGGCAAGACCAGAAAGGAAGUCUCAUCCACCUCCUGCCUUUCCGGAGUCCAGAUCCCUGGAGGAGACACCCACAUCCUUCCCAUCAGUGCCCCUUUGUGCUUAAUGAUUCCGACUUGAAUCCUGUCACACAAAGCCUGACUAACACAGAGUUUGAAACCUAUGAACCAAGUGUGACACAGAUGUCCCCUCCCCAGGCCUGGUACUCAGCAGCAUUUGGUUGUGAAGCCGGCAGGAAGCUUUGUGUCCCCCUCUUAAGAGUCUGAGGGCUAGGAGGCUCAAAAGCUGGUGGGGGGGAAUUGGGAGGCAGAAAGUACUGGCUACAUCUUGUGGUUGUCAGGGGCAGGCUGUGGGAGAAGAGGGCUCCAUGCCAGGACUGCACCUAGAAGGAGGCUGGCAUUAUGUGUUCCUCCAUUAAAGGAAGUCCCAUUCUUAUCAGCACUGGGGACUGGAAGGGCAGAGGGUCACACACCUUAAUGAACUACACAACCAGUUUACACAGUGAUUAAAACCGUGAGGUCCUGGGGGUGGGAAGGAAGUGUGUGCGAGAAACUGAAGGAGUUUCAAGCUAAAAGUUUGAGGAAUGUGAUCUCCCAGGCAUCUCCUCAGGUGACCUCAUCCAGAUGUCCAGUUAAGGCCCGAGGCUUUCUGUCCAGUCUCUUGUGUUCUGUUCUGAUCUCAAGGCUGAGGGAUCCGGCAGAGACUGGAGAAGAGGAGCUCAGAUACGAGGGAAUGGUUCUAAAGCUAUUGUCAUCGCGUUUGGGUAAACAGAAUCCCAGAAGUGAAGUCGGCAAGUUAUACAUUUAAGGACCAUACCUAUGCGUUCGGUUCCUAAAGUCCCAGACCCUGGGGGAGCAGGACCAGGAAGCUACAGGCUGAGAAGAACCUUGAAAAACAAGGAUAUGGCAGAUGGCCAUGAGACAAUUUCAAGAAGUUAUUAUUUUGUGCUACAUAAUACUGUUACUUUGUGUGAUGAUGACACUGAGUGUAGGCUAUAUUUUUUUUUUAAUUUUUUGAUCCUUAUCUGGUAGAGGUACAGCUGAAGCAAUGGCUGGAUUUGCUUUAACGUCUCUUAGAACAAGUUCAUGGGCAAGGAAAGCUAUGACAUUGGGAAGCGCCAUCCCCUGACGGGGCCCUCUACCCCUCUCUUUGUAUGUUAGCUAAUGAAAGAAAAAUAAGAAAUAAAAAGUUAGAAAAGAACUCCAGUGUUUGCUGGCUGCAUCCGUCGCCAUCCUCACCCUGACCAAGGAAUAAAGCCAGAGCACUCUCACAGCA